AUCUGUGAAUUGCUCUUACAGAACUGAGAGUUAAAACCCGUUUUGACGUUUUUGGCAUCAUGUUACAUAAUUAUGAGUCAUGCUUUCAUUUCUUAGCUUUAUUUUUGAUUCAUUUUCUUAAUAAUUGGAGGCAAAACGCAACACGAGCAGGAGUGCGGGUGUUUUAAAGCAGUUUUGUUUUAUUUCUAUGCCAAUAUUUUCUAUUUAUGGCUUUAUUUGAGGUCUGUUUAGAUGUAUUCCGAUUUAUUUAUGCUGUUUUUAAUGUUUAUAAGAUUUGUGUUCAAUUUGAAAUUAGUUUAUAGGCCGGAAAUAGAGAUUUCCUUUAGUUCAUGGUUUAUGAAAGAGCAGGAAAUAAAUUCUGCAGAUCAUCAUUCAAGGCCAGAUUAAGAGAAAACUGGUCGAUUCCGAAGAUUAUAGUAAAUGAAAUAAAGGAAAGCUAUGACAUCAAAAAUAAAUAUAAUUUGGAUGUUUCAGUUGAAAAAGAUGUGGAAAAUGUGGAUUUAAUCGGCCACUGAAUAGCAGAAAAUCUUAAUAAACUGAUUUCUGAUAUGAGUUUUAGUUAGUUUAUCGGUUCUUAAAAGUCCAUAACUAGUCAAAAUUAUGCAAAUUAUUACGCUGUAAAUAGCUAAAUAGUUUUAUAAUCAAAAUUUUCCUCUUUUACGCGCAAUUUGUAUGAUUUCCGACGGUGCUGGUGGAGUCCUUGAAGGCAGCAGCAGCUUCCAGUCCUGAUCGGGUCUGGACUCUGGAAGUUGGACGACGUCAAUAGGACAGAGGACACUGUCCCAGCCCUCAGAGGAGCGGAGCAGAGGCGGCGCGCUGCUCCCAACUCGGGACGUUUUAAUCUUUUGCGCAUUUUCGGCAUGUUUCCGCGCGUAAAGGCGCACUGAGUGAGGUGGAUCUGGGCUUCAGGGCGGCUGAGGAAGAGGAGCGAGAUGUUGGCCAGGAAAAGCAUCAUCCCGGAGGAGUUCGGGCUGCCGGGUCUCGCCUCCCGGCUGCCGCGGAAGCCGGUGUUCCGGGACCGCGUGAACAAGGCGCGCUUCAUCGCCAAGAACGGCUCGUGCAACUUGGCGCACAAGAACAUCCGCGAGCAGGGCCGCUUCCUGCAGGACGUCUUCACCACGCUGGUGGACCUGAAAUGGCGCUUCACGCUCGUCAUCUUCACCACGACCUUCGUGAGCAGCUGGCUGCUGUUCGCGAUGAGCUGGUGGCUGGUGGCCUUUGCGCACGGAGACAUGGACCCGGCGCGGAAAAACGAGACCCACUGCGUCACCGACGUCGAGUCGUUUAUCUCAGCCUUCCUGUUCUCCAUCGAGGUUCAGGUGACCAUCGGCUUUGGAGGUCGGAUGAUAACAGAGCACUGCCUGGCGGCCAUUACUGUCCUCAUCUUGCAGAACAUAGUGGGACUCAUCAUCAACGCCGUCAUGCUGGGCUGCAUCUUUAUGAAGACGGCUCAGUCGAACCGCCGAGCGGAGACGUUGAUCUUUAGCCGUCACGCCGUUAUCGCCGUGAGGAACAACCGUCUGUGCUUCAUGAUUCGCAUUGGAGAUCUGAGGAAGAGCAUGAUUAUCGGAGCAACCGUCAGAUUACAGGUGGUGAGGAAGACGACGACUCCAGAGGGCGAGAUAAUCCCCAUCCAUCAGAUCGACGUUCAGACUGAGAGCGCCGUCGCCAGCAACAGCCUGUUCCUCCUGGCGCCGCUCAUCAUCUGCCACGUCAUCGACAAAAACAGCCCGCUGUACGACCUGUCGGCCAUGGAGCUGCAGUGCAGCGACCUGGAGGUGAUCGUCAUCCUGGAGGGAGUCGUGGAGACGACGGGCAUCACCACCCAGGCCCGGACCUCCUACGUCUCUGAGGAGAUCCAGUGGGGCCACCGCUUCGUUCCCAUCGUUACGGAGGAGGAGGGCGUGUACUCCGUGGACUACUCCAAGUUCGGCAAUACGGUUAAAGUGAGCACGCCCAGCUGCAGCGCCCGGGAGCUGGACGAGAAGCCGUACAUCCUGAUCCAGACGCUGCAGAAGAGCGAGCUGUCGCACCAGAACUCCCUCAGGAAGCGGAACUCCAUGAGGCGCAACAACUCCAUGCGGAAAGGCGGCGGCGGCGGCGGCAGCCUGCGCAGGAACAACUCCGGGCUGGUUCCGCCCAAAGUGCAGUUCUUCACCCCGGCGGAGGGCGGCCAGAGCCUGAACGCCGUCACCUGACAUGAGGCCUUCCUCCUGCAGGGUGCGCUGUUCCUCCUGGCCGGGACCAGGACUGUUUCUCUGACGGGACUCCUCCUGCUCCUGCUCCCCGCCUCAACGCGACUCGUGUCUCAGUGCGUCUGUUGUUGUUGUUAUUACUGUUAUUAUCUUCAUUAGCAGGUGAUUGCACUGACACACACACACACACACACACACACCCACGCACACACACACACACACACACACCUGUAUGGGAUGUUUGGUAGCACUGUUAGAAGGGCUGUGUAUCAGACUGACAUAACAGCUGUUAUGAACAUGAAAGAGUCUUGAUGAAUGUUUAUAACUGUAGUAUCGUUUGGUAAAUAAUGACACUUUUAAUGCAGGUUUUAGUGCAACUUUGAAACUUUAAAAGUUUCAUUAUUCACCAACUGGAUGCUUUAUGACAACAGUUAUCAACAUUCAUAAAGACUCCUUCAUGUUUCUGAUGCUUUAUGUCAGUAUUCUUCACUCCUUCUCAUAAAGUGCUACCGGAUGUUUUCUCAGAACAAAACCACGUAAAUAAUAUCAAGCAGCACUUUAUGUUCAGAAAAUAUUAAUUUGCACAACAAUGCUCAUCAAAAUGCUAAUCCAAGUAGAAAUAACUGCUAGUUUAGGCUCAAACGGCGUCAUUCUAUAUCUCAUAUCUCAUAUUUCAUUUCUCUGACUUGUUCAAAGUGUUUCUGCUUCCUGGAUGUGCAGACAUGCAGGUUCUUUCUCAUCCUUUAACAGUAAUUAUUAUGAGCCAAUCACUAAUGUUCUGUGUUUUUGUGUUUGACAAUAAAUGCACCAACUUGUUAUGAA
Messenger RNA from Xiphophorus hellerii (green swordtail), 3017 nucleotides. It is a transcript of the gene kcnj8, whose product is annotated as potassium inwardly rectifying channel subfamily J member 8. Gene Ontology annotation, cellular component: plasma membrane. Gene Ontology annotation, molecular function: ATP-activated inward rectifier potassium channel activity. The coding region runs from base 933 to 2198 and encodes 421 amino acids. Lineage: Eukaryota; Metazoa; Chordata; Actinopteri; Cyprinodontiformes; Poeciliidae. The record is from RefSeq and is a predicted model, not a curated record. The transcript has 6 exons. Gene Ontology annotation, biological process: potassium ion import across plasma membrane; regulation of monoatomic ion transmembrane transport.